Molecule: messenger RNA, 297 nt
Organism: Fulmarus glacialis (Northern fulmar)
Lineage: Eukaryota; Metazoa; Chordata; Aves; Procellariiformes; Procellariidae
Product: dystrobrevin beta-like
Exons: 3
Biological process (GO): synaptic signaling
Cellular component (GO): synapse; plasma membrane
Source: RefSeq, a predicted model, not a curated record
CCUCGCCCACCAACAGACCUGGGUUUCAGCUUUGAUGCCAAUAAACAACAAAGACAGCUGAUAGCAGAGCUGGAAAACAAAAACAGGGAGAUACUCCAAGAAAUUCAGCGUCUCAGGCUGGAACAUGAACAAGCCUCUCAACCCACCCCUGAGAAAGCCCAGCAGAACCCAACUUUAUUGGCUGAGCUCCGGCUUCUACGACAGAGAAAGGAUGAAUUGGAGCAGAGAAUGUCUGCACUUCAAGAAAGCAGAAGAGAACUGAUGGUGCAGCUGGAAGGGCUGAUGAAACUGCUCAAA